UUUGGGGCACCGCUCAGGUGGCUCUGGAUGUCAUGGGGGCUGUCCUUCUGAGGCUCUCCCUUACUGCCAAAUAAAGGGGAGCCCAGGUGACCUCAGAGGGCGGAAGUCCGGAGGCGAGGCCACCCUCCACUGGGUGAAGCCAUCUGUCAGACAGGAAGGUGCUGGGGCAGUAUAGAGGAGCAGACCGGCGGGGCGGGGGGCGGGGCCCAGCGGCAGAAUGCCUGUCCACAACGCACACAGGGACCCGCGUGGCUCACUCUGCUCUCACGUCUUUGUGAGUGUGCUCGCCGACUCGCCGUGUUGGGUGUUUGUAGGAGAAUCGCUCGUGCAGGUGCAACGGCGCCUGCUGAAGGACAAGGAGCUGAAGAUUCGUAAGGCCCUGGACAGACUUCGGGAGAAAAGGCGUCUCCUGGGAAGGCAGCGCAGACGGCGGGAGUUUCCCGUGGUCUCCAUGGUGGGAUACACAAACUGCGGAAAAACCACGCUGAUCAAGGCCCUGACGGGUGACGACGCCGUCCGGCCCCAGGAUCGGCUGUUUGCGACACUGGACGUCACGGCCCACGCGGGGUGGCUGCCCUCCCGCGUGGCCGUCAUCUACAUGGACACCGUCGGCUUCCUCUCCCAGCUGCCCCACAGCCUGAUCGAGUCCUUCUCCGCCACCCUGGAAGACGUGGCUCAUUCAGAUCUGGUCGUGCACGUGAGAGACGUGAGCCACCCCGACACGGAGCUGCAGAAAGCCACCGUCCUGGCCGCCCUGCGGGGCCUGCGCCUGCCCGCCCCGCUGCUGGACUCCGUGCUGGAAGUUCAUAACAAGGUCGACCUGGUGCCCGGGUACAGCCCGGCAGGAUCCCAGGCCGUGGCCGUGUCCGCCCUCCUGGGACACGGGCUCCCGGAGCUGAGGGCCCGGCUGGAGGACGCCGUCCUGAGAGCCACAGGGAGACAGGUCCUCACGCUCCGAGUCCGGCUGGCGGGGGCACAGCUGAGCUGGCUGCACCAGGAGGCGACGGUGCAGGACGUGGACGUGAUCCCCGAGGCCGGGGCGGCCGACGUCAGGGUCGUCAUCAGCAGCUCUGCCUACAGCAAGUUCCAGAAGCUCUUCCCGGAGUCAGCCAGCCAGUGAGGGAGCGGAGGCUGUGUGGCCUCAGCACCGCCGCGGGGCGUCCUGCCCGCCCCCUCGGGCGCCUUGCUCCCUGCUGGGCCCGAAAGGCUGGUGGCCGCCCCCCUGCGGCCAGAAGUCAAAGGUCAGGUCUCAGGGUGACUCCGCGGGGACGUGCUUGUGACCUGAGCAUGGGUUGCCUUCCACGCUGUUCCAGCUACAGGAUAUUAAAAGCUCUGCUCUUGUGUCUGUAAA
Molecule: messenger RNA, 1351 nt
Organism: Herpailurus yagouaroundi (jaguarundi)
Lineage: Eukaryota; Metazoa; Chordata; Mammalia; Carnivora; Felidae
Product: putative GTP-binding protein 6
Exons: 5
Coding region: 218-1120 (300 amino acids)
Cellular component (GO): cytoplasm
Molecular function (GO): GTP binding; ribosome binding
Source: RefSeq, a predicted model, not a curated record